Molecule: messenger RNA, 1664 nt
Organism: Salvia splendens (bonfire salvia)
Lineage: Eukaryota; Viridiplantae; Streptophyta; Magnoliopsida; Lamiales; Lamiaceae
Product: endoglucanase 2
Exons: 3
Coding region: 77-1663 (528 amino acids)
Biological process (GO): carbohydrate metabolic process
Molecular function (GO): hydrolase activity, hydrolyzing O-glycosyl compounds
Source: RefSeq, a predicted model, not a curated record
UCACAAAUCACACACACUCUCUCUCUGUCUCUCCUUAAACAAGAAGGCUGAUCAAUAACGAAUACGAAUUUUAGGCAUGGAUGCGGAGAAGGAGAAGCAGAAGAUGAGGAGAGGGUGGAAGUUGUGGCUCACUCUUGUGUUCAUUGCCACUCUAGUCAUGGCCGCUUCUUACAUCACUCUCCGGAAGGAAUUCCGGUCCUUGAACCUUUUCAAUCAUUCCCCGCAACGCCCGGAUCAGCUCGUUGCAAAGUAUGCCGGAGCUCUCAGCAUCGCCCAGCUCUUCUUCGAUGUCCAGAAAUCUGGAAAGCUGGAUAAGAGUAGGAUUAGUUGGAGAGGAGACUCGGGCUUAGAAGAUGGGAAAGAGGAGAAGUUAGACAUGAGCAAAGGACUCUACGAUGCCGGCGACAACGUCAAGUUCGGGCUACCGAUGGCCUUCACUGCGACGAUGCUAUCCUGGGCGAUUCUCGAGUACAAGGACCAAAUCAAACAAGCUAAGGAGAUGAACCACGCCGUGGAUUCACUGAAAUGGAUCACCGACUAUCUCAUCAACGCCCAUCCCUCUCCCAACCUCCUCUACGUCCAGGUCGGAGACCCUGAUUCCGACCACAAAUGCUGGCAGAGACCGGAGGCCGCCGCGCCACCCAGGCCCCUCACGCAGGUGAACUCCUCCCACCCUGGCUCUGACGUCGCCGCCGAGACAGCCGCAGCCAUGGCCUCUGCAUCGCUGGUGUUCCGGUCGAAGGACUCGGCUUACUCGAGAUUGCUUCUGAAGCACGCUCGACAGUUGUUUGUGUUUGCGGAUACCUACAGAGGAUGUUACAGUGAUAGUAUUCCGCAAGUGCGGGACUACUACAACUCGAGCGGCUACGGUGACGAGCUCCUCUGGGCGGCUGCCUGGCUCUACCACGCCACUGGCGAUACUGCGUAUCUCCGAUACACUACCGUACAAGGGAACUACUUCGCUAACUGGGGAGCGAAGACGUGGUUUAGCUGGGACAACAAACUCGCCGGAACUCAGGUGUUGCUGUCUCGAGUGAGCUUUUUCGACUCGAGAACCAUCAGAGGCGAAGAGAGUAUCGCGCUGCAGCUUUACAGAAGAACCGCCGAGCUCGUGGUGUGUGGGCUUCUCCCGAAUUCAUCAUCAGCUUUUCAGAGAACAGAAGGUGGGCUUAUAUGGGUGGAUGAGUGGAAUCCUCUUCAGUACGCGGUAGGGUCGGCAUUUCUAGCGCUGGUUUACAGCGACUACAUGGUGGCGACUGAGACAAGAAACAUAUACUGCGAGGGGGAGCUAUACGAGCCACAACACGUACGCAGCUUUGCCACUAUGCAGGCGGAUUAUGUGUUGGGAGGCAAUCCAAUGAGGACGAGCUACCUGGUGGGGUAUGGAAGCAAGUACCCUGAGUAUGUGCAUCAUAGGGGUGCUUCGAUCCCAAGGGAUGCCACCACGGGUUGCAGUGACGGAUUCAAGUGGCUCAACUCAACCGCGCCCAAUCCUAAUGUAGCGGUUGGAGCGCUUGUAGGAGGGCCAUUUCUCAAUGAUACAUACAUCGACUCUAGGAACAACACACGGCAGAUGGAGCCAACCAUCUACAAUACAGCACUCUUGGUUGGUCUCCUAUCCGGCCUCACCACCACUUCACCACUACUUCGUUCCUUCUUAUAGA